AUGAUAGGUUCUCGGGUCAAGCAGAACAACCUCAAGGCGACGAUAGGGGCGUCCUAUAACAAGCUGUAUGGGCAGUUCACGGCCAGCGAGCUGCGGGAGGUGGGCAACUACCGGAUUGUGAAGCAGGUGGGCGAGGGCUCGUUCGGGAAGGUGUACCUGGCAACGCACAAGCUGACGCACCAGAAGGUGGUGCUGAAGACCGGGGCGAAGAGCGACCCGAAUGUGGUGCGGGAGGUGUUUUACCACCGGCAGUUCGAGUACCCGUUCAUCACGAAGCUGUACGAGGUGAUUGUGACGGAGACGCGGGUGUGGAUGGCGCUGGAGUACUGCCCGGGCAACGAGCUGUACGACUACCUGCUGCUGAAGCAGCGGAUCCCGCUGGACGAGACGCGACGGCUGUUUGCGCAGAUCGUGAGCGCGGUGUUCUACGCGCACUCGCUGCAGUGCGUGCACCGGGACCUGAAGCUGGAGAACAUCCUGCUGGACAAGAACGGGUACGCGAUGCUGACGGACUUCGGGUUCACACGGGAGUGCGCGACGAAGACGCAGCUGGAGACGGUAUGCGGGACGACGGUGUACAUGGCGCCGGAGCUGAUCAAGCGGGAGGCGUACGACGGUUACAAGGUGGAUACGUGGUCGCUGGGCAUCAUCCUGUACACGAUGCUGCACGGGUACAUGCCGUUCGACGAGGAUGACACCGUGCGGACGGGGCUGAAGAUCAUGCACGAGGAGCCGGCGGUGCUCGACGAGUACACGAGCCCGCAAGCGAAGGACCUGAUCGUGCGGCUGCUGGACAAGAACGCCGCGCAGCGGCCUAACCUCAACGAGGUGCUGCAGCACCCGUUUCUGCAGCCGUACGGUGCGCUCCUGCUGGAGACGGUCGAGUGCCUGAUCAAGCGCCAGAGACGCGCGUCCUUGAAGUUCCAGUCGAAGACCGAGAAGCGCCUGUUGAAGAAACUCAAGCAGUCGGGCUUCGACACGAACGCCAUCCGCGCGGCGGUGGUCAAGCGGAGCUGCGACUCGCUGUGUAGCCUCUGGUACCUCCUGCUGGAGAAGGAGAAGAAACGAGAGCUUUCAAAAUACCCGCGGAGGAGCCGAUCGAUGCUCUCGGUGCGCAAGGUGUUCGACUCGGCCUCGGGCGUGUCGACCCAGGACGUGCUCGACAUUGACAACACGACGUCGCUCCGGAAAAUAUUCAGUAUACGCAGCGAAGCCUCCUCGCGAGGCCAACUCAAGGAGGCGGAGAAGGAAGCAGCGGCAAGGAGAACGCGCUCCGCAUCGACAUCUCAAAACUUAAAUAUACCGAGCGAGCAUAGCUCGCCUGCCCGCGCCAAAACGAAGUCCAACAUAUUCCAAAAAGUCACCAAGUUCUUCAGCCGAGCCAAGAAGACGCAGCUGAACAAUAAUGACAGGGGGUUUGGGCACAGGCGAAGCACGUCACGACAUGGACGCCGAUAUAAGCCUGCAUUCGACACAUUAAAAAAGCCACUUCAUGAAUCACAGGGGGCCGAAACAUCCGCGACGGCAGGCGGCGAUUACCCUACGAGUUUAGGGGAUCGGCAUCGCUUGCGCGGUGCGCUGACCAUCGAAGAGCCCAAGCUGAAGUUCAAGUCGCAGUCAUCCUCGGAACUCUCGAUACAGCAAUCAUUGUUGACCUCUGAGGGUGACAGCAACGUUGCAUCGAUGUCUCGUGCCGCCUCCUUAGGCAGGCCACGUCCGUCAUCCAUGCUGUCACAGCACUCAGCGCUGUCCAACGAUACUUUUAAUUCUGAGUACUCCGAUCCGCAGUCAGUCUACAAGGCACCGACUGGUAGCAGUGCCAAGGUCUCGGGGUCUGGAAACAUCAAUGGCGGUAGCACCGGCGACUCAGGUUCGUUUUCCAAAUCAAAAGUUUUCGCGAAAAGGUCAGUUAGCAUAAUGUCAAGCGCCUCAAGCGCCUCUGAACUAAGUUCCAAGACGGAUUCUUUUUACGAUAUUACAACUGCUACGUCGCCUACACACUUGGACAUAAGGGCCACCGUUAAUGGGACAUCUAGGGUGGAGUCUGCCUUCCCGAGAGCUGACAGCGCAGCAAUAACUCCAGCAUGGCUCACAAAGCGCGACAAGACUUCCAUUUUGCGAAGAAGAGUAAAUACACGAACCCUGAAGCGGAACAAGUUAAUCCGAGGGAAUUCGACAGGUACGCAGUCCGUCAUACAAGAAGAAAGCUCCUUUAGCGACAACGAUGAGCAGGCGCCAAUCCUGGCCGCCACAGAAGUAGUGUAUGCACGUAUUAGCAACAACCCAGAACUAGAUGAAGAUGUGCCCGUGCAGACAGAUAGCUCAAACUCAUCACAUGCUGAGCUCGCAAUUUACCCACUGACGCUUAAUUCGGACUCAAAAUCAGGUGAAUUUCUCGCCGGAAGAUCUCUUAGCGACGUGAGUGCGUGGUCACAAAACGGCUCGUCCCUAGCGGUCACUCAGAGCCAGGCCACAAAAAAAGAAAGCCACGAAGAUCAGCUUUUUGAUCAGGACAGUAGCAGCUUGACUGAGUAUCAGCAGGAAAAGCCUAGCUAA
Molecule: messenger RNA, 2556 nt
Organism: Eremothecium gossypii ATCC 10895
Lineage: Eukaryota; Fungi; Ascomycota; Saccharomycetes; Saccharomycetales; Saccharomycetaceae
Product: non-specific serine/threonine protein kinase
Exons: 1
Coding region: 1-2556 (851 amino acids)
Biological process (GO): protein phosphorylation
Molecular function (GO): ATP binding; protein kinase activity
Source: RefSeq, marked provisional